GGCCCAAAGAGAGGAGCUUCUAUAAAGGAUCUGGGUCAGAAACAGAAUAGAGAAAAAGAAAAGAGAGGAUCAACAGUGUGUGUCUUUGGAAAAUAUGGGCGACCCUCUCCACGUGAAUCCUUGAAUCCCACCCCCACCAUUCCCAACCACACACACACACACACACACACAGAAAAACACAGACAAAUCCAGAGACACCACGAGAGAGCGAGAGAAACCACACAUUCUUUUGUUGUGAGGAAAAUAAGAAUUCUCACUUUUUAUUGGAUAACAGCAAUGUGGGGUCACAAAUUCCAGUUCCUGCUUCUGAUCCACUUCCUGCUGUCUGACAUGGCUCAUUCCCAAGCUCCACCCCCUCCUCGCUUCAAGAACAGAAUUGGAUCUGGCAUUUUCUCCAUCAUUCCUCCAUCUUCACCUCCAAUCCCAUCAGAGGAAGCGAGGUUCAUCCGAGAUGAAGAACCUCGCAGUGACCCCAUCCGGUAUCUGGUCUCUGGCCUUGUGGAAUCUUUACGCGGUCUUGUGUAUCUCCAUGGAAAUUUGAGCUGUGCGGAGCUGGGGGUGGGGCCUUGGAAAGGGAUGGGGUUUUCACAUGAACUUCUGGGCUUGGUCAUGGUGCCUGUACUGGUGUCUGCAGGAUGUGAACCUGAAGCCGAGGAACUGGUGAGGAACUUGUUCAUAUUGCUGGGACGGGAUGAUACAUGGGAACUUCUGGAGGACAUAGUAGCUCUAGUUAGAAGGUCAUCUUUACAUCGUUCAAAUUCCAUGUCCAUUCCAUCCAAACCAAGCGGUCAGUCGGAGCGCCACUUGCAAGCCAUGAUGUUUAACAUCCAACAGCUGGCAGGGAAUGAAGAUGUGGGUGAAAAUGUUCCUGGCUUGGAGAAGCGAUGUCAGGGCUGGAUGAGGAUGAAGGACACAGUGUUGUUAGGUCAAAAGGUCGAUCAUGGAAAGAUGCGUCUAAGCAAAGCAAAGCAUUUGUGCCGAAAUCUGGGAUUUGUCUGUGCAGGCGUGACACAGGAAGAUCCCACCAGCCCUGAGUUAUACCACGUUGUGCUCAGACCCGGCAGCUGGCUUAUGCCUUCACAUCCUCCCAACCAAUCAGAUAGCUGGAUUCAGAGCUGCAGGGUGUGGCCUGUACGCUGGCGCAGGCACACCGCUCAUCAGCCAGGCUGUACGAAUGAAAAAGAGGAGCGUGUGUAUAGAGUCGUGGAGUGGAUCCCUGCAGUCUCCACCCUCUAUAACCUGGGUACGGCUGUUUAUUAUGCCUCCAUGAGCUGCUCGGAUACAGCAAAAGAACGAGCCCUGAUGAGCGCUGUGGAUCUGGGAACCGAUGCUCUCGUGGCAGCCACAGGUGGCACAGCGGGCAUAGCCGGAUAUGCCCUGGGGGCGGGGCUUAAAACAAGCGUGAAAGCCGGAGUUAAAUAUCUGCUGAACAGAAUGAACCAUGAGGAAGACCUGCUCAUGAACCAGAACAACUGGGAGGACGAAAGCAUCAGCUAUCAAUAUAAAUAAAUAAUGAUUAUAAACUAAUGACUGGAUGUUUUUCCACUGCACAACUGGAACUGUACUGUUAGCACUAGAUAACUGCAACGGUGCUUUCUCCAAAGGUACCAACAUUUAUAGCUGGCUGUUUCAUUAAUUUGUAUUCAGGGGUGGAGCUAAUAGCAUUGUAUGCUGCUGAUUGGUCAAAUAUACAAUAUCAAUAUCAUUUUAUAUGCAAGAUAAAAAUUCCAUCCAAAACCCUUCCACACAAUGUAUAACAUUCUUUACUAUCUUCACUAAAAGUGAUCAUAUUUACAAAGUAAAAUCAUACAACUGAUUUUUUUUUUAAUUAAAGCAGUAUUAAUACCAAUUUAUUCUUUUCUUGAGGAACUAAAAUGAUCUCUAGUUUUUAUAUUUGGUCCAAAACAAUCUUGUGUAGUAAAUCUGAUCAGUCCACAUGGGAUAACUGAUCUCUGUACAUUCACGGAUCUAUGCAUGCUCAUCACACAAAAAUGUCAAGUUCAGUACUUCUUGUAGGGGGCGUGGUCAAGCUCUAUUAUUAGUUGGUCACAUGACCAUAACGUGUCUGUAGCUGUACCUGUGCUAGGACCUUCCCUCGUAACUAAACUAAACUAAACUAAACUAAACCUCCUGGAGGCAUUGCUUCUCUGACACUUUUAAACCUUGCCUAUAUUUUAUUUUUCUGUGUUUUAAACUUGGUUUCAUUUUAUUUUUGACGGGAGAUGAUAGAAAAGAGCAUGAGCCUCUAUUUUCCACAGAAUAAUGCAAUCCUUACCAACAUGUCAAUUCAGACAGGAUAUAUACUGUAUUAUCUGGGGUUAUUUCUACUGCUCGUAUUUCUAAAAAACAAAAAAGCAUUUCCCCAUUUUCUCCCUAAAUAAUCUUGGCCAAUUCCCACCCACCACCCAGCUCUCCCCUAUCAUAUGAGAGCUACCACCUGGGGAGAACAAAAUCAUGGGGUGUCGUUAUACACACAGAUUGGCUAGCGAUAUCGUGAUUGACAGGGGAGAGAGAGUAUGCCCCGCCCACUCAGACAGCAUGGCCAAUGACAGGCUGAACACUUUUCUGUUGCGCCACUUUACAGAAGGUAAAAUAUGGUGUAAUCUAAAUAAAUUCAUGAGUGACAUGCUGGGUUUGGAGAGCACUAAAACCCCAGAGAUACUCCAGGAAUAAUUAUAUUCCCCACCUCCACAGGGACAACUAAUGCAGUCUGAAUAGGUCUUAUGAUAUUCAGUAUUUUCAGAAGAACUGUCUUUGCUUUACAGACUUUCUUUCACACAUCAUCACACACUCAUACAGUAAAAUUAGCCAUUUGGCUCCGCUCACUUGUUUGGUUUCCAAAACAUCAAUCUAAUUAAACUAAUGUAUGCAAAAACGUUGGAGAGCUGAGCCGAGGAUAAAACAUGACAAGUAGCAGCAGUUUUGUGACUUUAGAAGGUUUUUUUUUUACUGUGUUUAAACAAUGUUGUAUUCAUUUCGUCAUAUUUUCACCAACAGUUUGUUGUUGGAAUUAAAUUCAUUUUUAUUUUGUCUUUCCUGUUGGAGAUAUCUGUUAUAGCUCUUGUUUAGUUCGAGUUUUUGAGUGUGCAGUGUGAAAAUGUCCAUCAAAUACCAGGAAUUAAAUAAAAAAGAAGAUCUACUCCUGCACAGUUAAAAGACAUCACAUUGGUCAUGUGACUCUUCACAGAUUCCAGGUGAACAAACUCAUUUAAUACCUCUAUAAUUGUUUUCAGUUGACUCGAUGAUUAAUGUAUUAACAAUACGACCAGUUUAUUUUAAAGAAACUAUCAAACAAAAACCCGAUGCUACUAAUAUACAUUUAUAUGUGAUGUAUGUGGUGGAAUAUUUAACUUUGUACAUGUUUAAUCUGUUACUGUCAGGUGUUUAUGGCAAUACAAAUAAAGAGAUUGGAAAUGUUCCUACUUAAAUGAA
Messenger RNA from Ictalurus punctatus (channel catfish), 3432 nucleotides. It is a transcript of the gene apof, whose product is annotated as apolipoprotein F. Gene Ontology annotation, biological process: cholesterol metabolic process. The transcript has 2 exons. The record is from RefSeq and is a predicted model, not a curated record. Bases 277 to 1509 code for a protein of 410 amino acids. Lineage: Eukaryota; Metazoa; Chordata; Actinopteri; Siluriformes; Ictaluridae.